Messenger RNA from Pogonomyrmex barbatus (red harvester ant), 12874 nucleotides. RefSeq names its product FERM, ARHGEF and pleckstrin domain-containing protein 1. NCBI's taxonomy places the organism in Eukaryota, Metazoa, Arthropoda, Insecta, Hymenoptera, Formicidae. Gene Ontology annotation, molecular function: cytoskeletal protein binding; guanyl-nucleotide exchange factor activity. Gene Ontology annotation, cellular component: cytoskeleton. The record is from RefSeq and is a predicted model, not a curated record.
GUCCAUCCGAAAGACCUAUUUUAAAUUUUAAUUAGAUAUGUUAAAUUUUAAAAGGGAAAUUUUAGUAAUGGAGCAAUAAUGAGGCCAAUGAGAAUCUGAGUGCUGUAAACAGCGCGCAAUUAUACGUUUAAUCUGAACUAUGUUUAUUAAUAAAAGGUGCCGAGCGUUUCGACUCGAAUCUGAAUCAGAGAAAUUUUAAUUUCUCGAAGAAAAGACUUGGGAACGUAACCUAGAGCGUUGUAUCGCCGCUAGAUUGAUCGCACAAGAAGACGCGAGGCUCGUGGCUGACGAUACCGGGACGAGGAAACGACGGGAUAUUCCGCAUGUGAUUUCUAAUACCGCGCGACUCAUCGCAGCGCGUUAUAUAAACGCGUCGCACACCGUCGCUCACCGUCGCUCUCCGCGAUGACUGGCGCAGAUCACUGCAGUGACUGUUACGAGUUACGUAUAUAUCUUGCCCAGUGUAUCCGCAAUGGGCGAGUCGUGCAAAUGAAAUCACGCCUUUAAAAGGAACAUGUACGUGCCGUGCGAUAAAAAGCCGAAAAGCGGGAGCUAGAGGCGCGGAAAUGAGAGAGAGAGAGAGAGCGAGAUCCCGCGUGUGCUCCACUUUGCAGGAGCAAAGUUGGCCCGGAUCCUCCUCUCUUUCCUCGUUUCUGAAACGUCUUACGUCUUUUUUACAUGUACGCUCUAUCUAGAAACGGUACGGACAGAAGUUGAGGAAUAAGAUAUGUGUUUAUCAGACUGCUCCUCGCCCUGUGAUGUGGCGAGCCGCAAUGUUCACGUUGACAUUUAACAACGUGACACAGAUAACGUCCGUAAAUGUAUUAACCUUUUUAGGAAGGAAGCAAUCGUGGAAACCUCAAAAAUGCGUUAUUUUAAUACCGAGAGAAGUUGAACGAUGAUUUUGCUUUUCUAUCUUUCAAACGUUCAAUCAUGCUUGUUUUAUUCUCUUGAUAUCCUGCUCUUACGAGUACCUAAAGUCCGUUUCCAUAGACAAUCUUUUGAGUUUUCUCUCGCAACAAUGUUGUAUAUAGGAAAAAAAAUAUGAUGACAUAAUACAGACAUAAUUGACUGUCUCUCUUUGAGAAAACACGCAUUAAACGAUCGCUCCGUAAAACAGAGUGAGUGAAUGACUCAAGAUGAAUGAUAUAGAAAGUUUUGGCAUGAAGGGAAUCGGCUCAAAAAUGCCCCACAGUCAUUCGACGCCGGCUGGCGUGGACGGAGGUAGUAGAACACCACCCGCAACACCGCGAAAAGCUGGAAAGAUGCUAGCGGUUCGUGUACAAAUGUUGGAUGACUCUAUUACAAUGUUUCAAGUGCAGGCCAAAGCACUAGGUAGAGUGUUAUUUGAUCAAGUUUGUAAACAAUUGCAUCUCUUAGAAGCGGAUUAUUUUGGUCUUGAGUAUCAAGAGCCAAAUUUGACAAAAUAUUGGUUGGAUUUGGAGAAACCAGUGUGCAGACAAGUUGGCUUGUCUCUUAUCGAUCCGCUAUUGAGGUUCUGUGUUAAAUUUUAUACACCAGAUCCUGCACAGCUUGAGGAGGAGUUUACAAGAUAUUUAUUCUGUCUACAAAUCAAACGGGAUUUAGCUCAAGGUUUACUGCAAUGCAAUGAUAACACAGCAGCAUUGAUGGCCAGUUAUAUUGUUCAGGCUGAAUGCGGGGAUUAUGUGAUAGAAGACUAUCCAGAUCAUACAUAUUUAUCAACAUAUAAAUUUGUGCCUCAUCAGGAUCAAGAAUUGGAACGACGUAUUAUGGAGAAUCACAAGAAACAUGCAGGUCAAUCCCCUGCAGAAGCAGAUCUCAAUCUCUUAGAAACAGCUCGGCGUUGCGAACUAUAUGGAAUGAAAAUGCAUCCUGCUAAGGAUCAUGAAAAUGUUCCAUUAAAUCUCGCAGUGGCACAUAUGGGCAUUGUAGUUUUUCAAAAUUACACUAAGAUAAAUACAUUUAGUUGGGCCAAAAUCAGAAAAAUCAGUUUUAAACGAAAACGUUUUUUAAUCAAAUUGCAUCCUGAGGGUUACGGAUAUUACAAGGAUACGGUCGAAUUUUUCUUUGAGGGACGUAAUGAAUGUAAAAAUUUUUGGAAAAAAUGUGUAGAAAAUCAUGGUUUUUUCCGUUGCUCUGUAGUUAAGAGAGUUGUAAGACAGAAAACUAGAGUGCUUAGCCGUGGAUCAUCGUUCAGGUAUAGCGGCAAAACUCAAAAACAAAUUGUUGAAUUUGUUCGAGAUAAUUAUGUGAAGAGGCAGACAUUUCAAAGGUCCAAUUCGUUCCGGCAGACUAGCGGUGGUAGGGCAUUGCAGGGCUCGGAGGGGGGAGGCUAUCGUGGGGCCACUCCAAGCAGCUCCCUUAUGGGCAGCUCCAGCAUCUCUGCCCACCCCCUCCUGCCCCUCGGCGAUCCUGCCCUGGCAACCCCAGCUCUAUCUCUGUCAUGCGGUUCGAUGACACUGGAUUCUCCGACGACUGUGACGAGUGUCUCGAUGGGAGGGAUUCACCGUCGAGAAGACACAGCUACGUCAUUUCGGACGCUCACCUCUAUCGACGUCCAUUCACCAGCCACCCCCAGCCAGGUCCCAGCACAGCGACAGAUGCAUGCUACCAGCCAGCAACGGAUUUCAUCAACAGGUCGUAUCAGCCUCUCUAACAGCAGUCCUCCUGAAUUCCCACCACCACGACCUCUGCCCAGAUACCCCUGGCAACGGUCGGCUAGUUGUCGCGAAUUGUAUGCUUCUAGUUUCGAAGACUCCGGUAAAGCGCGGUCGCGGGACGACAAAGUCACCGCGGACCUCACGUUAGAUCCAUUCCAAUUAGCUUCCCAGGGUGAACUAGAUAACCCCAUAACACGUUACGAUGAGAGUAAUCGUUCAUAUAGCGCCGCUAGUUCGAAAUUACCUUCUUUAGAUCAUGAUUCUGUUCCCGAGCGUGUCUACAGCAGUUCCUACCCGGGAACGUCGUCGUUGUCUACCGAAUCGGGCCAUGAGGAAUCGGGUCCCGCUGGAGAUUUGUCGCACGACGAUCUCUCGCACGAUUCUUACGAGCUUUUGGAACGCGAACAUGAAUUCGAAUAUCCGGAAUCGUAUUCCAGCCCGCACGAUGAACACGAACCAAUAUCCGAUCAGAGCGACGAAGAAAUCGAGCAUGAGAUGUUCCAAAUGGAUUCCGAGACCGAUUCUUUCGUCAAGCAUAGAUCGUUAAAACUUUCAGAAAAACAACAAUACAAAUCCGCGUUUACUGAUCUCAAGAACUCUAAAACCAAGUCCAUCGAUCGGUACUCAGCUGUAUCCAAAGUAGAUGGUGAUUUCGUCAUCACCGAAUCCAGGAUACAACGGUCAGGCACUCAAAUAGAACGCAAAUUCGAAACGAGACACGCAAAUUCCGUAGAACAACAGUCCAAGACGGGUAUUCCGCAUCAGGAUUCUGCCAGGAAAGAUCCCGUGGUGAUGCAGGUACAAAAGCAAAAGAUUUCUGUCCUGAACGAGUUAAAAAAUUUAAAGCCAAAAUACAAGAUUACUCAUGUAGACUCGGAGAUUUUGCGAGACGAGGGUAUUAUGCGUCCAAAGUCGCGAAUAGAUGACGACUUGAGCCCGGUUGAGGGAAAUAAAACUAUAUUGGAUCAUGGUGUAAAGGGUAGAACAACUAGGGCGCGCAGUAUCGCUAGCUUGGAUGACCAUCCGCCGCGAUUAUAUGUUGAAACAGGUAGUUUAGGUCGGGGACACAAGUCUAGAGAUAGGAAAUCGAGAGACGCUGACGUUAAGAUCGAAAAGGUUUUGUCAAAGGAGCGUAGAAGUGUUGAAAAGGAAGAACGAAAGCGGGAUUAUUCGAGAGAUUAUAGGCGAGUGGAUAAGAACGAUUCGCGAGAACGUCGUUCGGUAGAUCGACUCGAUUCGCGCGAACGAAGAUCGGACAGCCAUGGUCGUCGUAGUGUAGAUCGAAUUGAUAUGCGCGAAUUACGUAGAAGCAUCGAGCGGCUCGAUGUGCGCGAGAAGAGUUAUGAACACCUAGAUUCGAAGGAAAAGAGUGCCUUUUAUUACAGUGAUUUCUAUGAAUCGCGUGGUAAGAGCGUCGAUCGUUUAGACUCUCAAGGGCUACGUAGUAGCAUGGAGUAUUUAAAGAGUCCCAAGGAGAGAGGUAAUCAUCGGCAUGCGGAUACGCGAGAACGCCGAGAGAGAAGUAUCGAACGAAUCGAUUCUCGAGAAACAAGAAAAAACAGAGCCGCUUCUAUCGAUUACGAUCAAAGGCAUACUUUAGAACGCUUCGAUUCUGGUAAUAGAAGCCCGUUCGAGCGAUUGACUCCGAAGGAACAACGGAGGAUGAGCAUAGAAAGACUUGAUUCUCAAAAGUUCGACUUCGAUCCACGAGCGAUCGAACGUUUGAAAUCCUUGGAGCGCUAUGAACAAAGGGAACGAACUUAUGACAGAAAGAUCGAAUCUAGGAGCGCCGAACGAAAGAGCCUGGAGAAAUUGGACUCGCAUGAGCGAAGAUAUUUGGGGCGUUUGGAGUCGCGAGAGGGAAGAAGUCUCGAGUACUUGGACUUCGAUAGUACGGAACGUAGGAAAAACAUCGAAAAAACAGAAUACAAAGAUCAGAAGAGGAGCAGAAGUAAAAUCGAGAAAGGCAAGUCAGAAGAGAAACCACGAGAACGCGAUGAUUGGAGAAGUUUAGAGAAAGCGCGGAAAGAUGAUGAAAGACGGGAACGCGAACGGCAAGCAAAACUGUCCAUCGAAUCUCGUACAGAAACUGUUAUCGGCGUGCCACAUGAAGUGGAGAAUUUGAAGUCGAAAACCGUAUUCGCUGAAUACGAACCAAAGGUUGUCGGUGGCAUUGUACUAGGGUUCGAGGAAACUGCAUUGCCUGGACAUGUGCCAGUAGAACGUACAAAGAGUGAUCCGAAUCCGGCGCGACAGAGAUUAGGAUCCAACAAUAAACGGCACAUGCUGAUGCAUCAAAAGUCUAUAGACUUGACACCAGCCGAUUCCGGCGAUGAAGAACCGUUUUCGGAUAGCGCGGCAAUGCAGAAAACUAACAUUGAUAUUCCCUACACUUUGCAUAAGAGGCAUGUUAUGAACGGCACGGCAUCUGACGAGAAAUCUGAAUCGGAUAGCAGUAAAACAUCGAAGAAUAUCAAGAGCCUCGCCAAGGACUUGCCAAAGUUGCCCUUGAAAAUGGUAACAGAUCUCCCGUAUUUUGAUCUGACCAAACUUUCUUCGAUAGACAAAACCAGUAAUAAACUAUCGCCAGAUAAAUCAAAGAGCAGUGCGAUUACUACCGCAAGACCGAAAUCGAUAUUGAGUCCUUCAGAUAAGCCGAAAAGUAUUUUAAGUCCAACAUCGAAACUCUCACCGACAGAUCCAAAGAGUAUUAUUUGUAGUUUAUCACCUACUAAGAGAAGUCCUUCGAAGACGAAGACUCAAUCUCCUGAGAAACUCUCGCAAAAGGGCGGCUCGUUAGACAGAAAUAGAGCCGAAGUUAUCAUCGAAGAUUACACAUGUAAAAAAUCCUCGAGUUUGGAUAAAAAGCCUUCGAAAUUGUCGCCAGUAGAGUCAAAUAUCACAAUUAUUUCAGCUCUUGAAAAACGUUCGCCCAAAAAAUCGCCGACUAAUUCCAAUGUAACUAUCAUUUCUGUGAUACAAAAGAAAAAAUCUCUCGAUGGAGUAUCUAAAUCUCCUACUGCAAAAACGGCAGAUACUAAAGCGAAAGCUGCUUUGAAUUUUGCUGAUAUUGUUGGUAUGGAAAUGAAGCAAAAUCUGGAACGUAAGGCGAAAAUUGAAAAGGAUAGUCUGAAAGCACCGGAUGAUAGUUUAGAAAAGCAAGAUAGCAUCGAGAAAAUACCAUUACCUGAAAUUCCUGACAGCGAAAAAGUCGAAGAGAAAAUAAUGCUUAUUACAGGUGACCAAAUUAAAAGCGUUGAACAAACGAUCAAAGAACGAGAUCGUUCCCCGAAAAGAGUCGUUGAUGAAUUAUCUGACGAUGAUCAAAAAAGAGAGAAUGUACAAUCUGUAAUAGCUGAAGUUCAUAUACCGGCUACACCGGAAAUGAAGUCGGAAAAACCGCCAAUUCCAGAAAAACCGAAGACAUUGGAAAAGCCAAGUAUUCCUGAAAAAACGAAACGUAUUUUGGAGAGAAUAGAAUCGAAAUUUUCGGAAGUUAGUAAAAAUUCCGCUACAAAAAUAUCGAGACCAAAAAUCAUCGAUACAGGAUUUGAUGAUUUCGUGGAUCCAGUUGCCGAUUUGCCUUUAGAUGAAGUGCCUGUGAAACCUGCUCUAGAGUUGGAUAGUCUUAAAGUUCCUGAGUUUGUUCCUUUCAUGCUGAAGCCGCACGUGGAACCAUUAAGGUCGAAAUCUUUAUCUCUGGCGGAAGAAAAGGCACCGAUUGAUACAUUACUCUCACCAGAGGUUGAAAAUAAACACUUUGUGCAAGAUGUUUCUCCAAAGAGAAUAAAGAAAGUAAAAUCUGAGCCGAAAAAAGAUUUUAAGAAACAAUCAAAAUCAUUAGAAGGUGACAAACCGCCGCUGAAGAAGAGCGCAUCAAAAGAGUCACGUGCGCCAGCGGUGAGUACAAAAAUUGACAAGUCCAAAUUGAAACUCGGCGAAAUGCCGCAAGAAAUUAUAAUAAUAGAUUCAACUGAUGUAUCACCAGAGAUAAGUAUCGUACAGAAGGGCAGAUCAAAAUCCGUAACCAGAUUGUCCGAUAAACCACCAUCAAAAGAUGAAAAGGAAGAGACAAAAACUCGCGCAAAAUCCGCAUCCGUCGACGAUGAGUUGAUUAAAGGCGCGAUAAAAUCUGAAAAAUCGAGACCAAAAUCAUUGGGAAUAUCGAAGAGUUUGGGAAGUACAGAGAAGAAAGAUUCAGUAGAGAAAAUUUCACCGAAGAGAUCUAAAGUUGUCACCAAGACUGACGGUAAAUCUGCUGUGGUGAAGGAUACAGGGUCAAAACAAGAUUUAAAAACAGCACGCGGCAAAAUGGUGUCAAAAGUGGAAACAACAAGCGAAGAAGCUGUUGCUGAGUCGAAACAGUCCAAGCAAGAAAAGGAUUCAAAACCAAAUGUUAAACCUGACGUAGUGAUUGAUCAACCAAUGGAUAUUAAAAAAGCCACAGCAGUUGAUGAGACCAAAGAAACAAUUAAAGAAUUAGGUAAAGAGCCAAGAAAAGAACUAAGUAAAGAAUCAACAAAGGACAAUAUAAAGAAAACAGCACUUGUUCAGGAUUUGACUCAAUCCCCUUUGGUAUUGCGUAAGCCAGGACAAACACCGAUACUCUUUGCCCGCGCACGUCUCGGUCUUUCAGAAGGUAGUGGAAUCGGCGCUCUUCAGCGUCAAGGUGCAACGCAGUCACCUACUGCUCAACGACGCGCGAAAUCUUUGGAUGCUGCAGUGAUUUCCGUACAUAGACUACCGCCGGCAAAUGCGUUCUCUAGUAAAGACGAUACGGUGGAUGUAUCGGAGAAUCUGGAGGAUCAAGAAAAUGCCGCCGAGGAUGUCGCUCAAAGCGCGAGCGCAGUAUCGAAGCUUUCGAUUCAGAUGGAGGCUUCUCCGAAUCAUAAAUCCGAUAGUACUGAUCACACGACUGUUCCGGAGAUAUAUACCGAUUCUCUAUCUGUCACCGAGACCUCGGCACAGUAUUUAGAAUCACCAUUGACGGAAUGUAACGAAAUCGUCACCUGCGCCGAUUCGAUACCUUAUGAAGGACAAAAAGAUAGCCGGAUACCAUUUAUAAGUCCCAUUAAUGGAAACGAUACACAAAUGUCGAUUGUAGAAAGUGCUAAAAUGGAGGAAGCGACGAAAUUUAUCGAUCAAAAUUCUACGGAAUCCGGUGCCGAGCAAGAGACAUCUCAGGAGACUUUCGAAGCGAAGAUUGAUAUGCCGAGAGAUGCUCAAUUGGAUCGAGAUCAAUCAGCGAUUUCUACAAUUUUCAUGAAAAGUGUUAGCACAAUCAUUAGCAAGCAAAAACAAAUUGAAUCACCGAGCGAAAUUUCUGACGAAGAGACAAAUGCGAAAACGUAUGAAACAGCAUCGACGAAAUCUCCAUCUCAUUUAGAUGACUUUUGUGUCAGAACUGAAGGUUCGAGAAGUCCAUCUGAGAGAGAUGACGUGCCUGACGUGACUAUAAGCGCGGUUCGAGAAGAUGAGAUGUUCUUUUUGAAUCGUUAUGAUCAGGAUGAUCCUCCAGAUAUGGUUAAAUCGCCAAUACAAAUAUCUAUUGAAGAAUGUUCCGACGAUGAAAUGAAUCUGGAGGAUGAAGAGGAUGAGAUGGAAGUGCGGGUAGAAGAGAUUGAUGAACGAGAAGAAGAGGAAAAUAAGCGAUUGGACUCUCUUGAUACGAGCGAAGAUACGCUCGAUGCGCUCGAUACGCAAGUGCAAAUGCGAGGCGCAGAUAGUGAACUAAGUUCACCCGAUUAUGGUGUCGAUAAGAUGGAUGAGAAGACAUUAGUGGAGGUCGAGUUGACACCAGAAUACCUGGAGAUGAAGAAGGAAGAUGAAGAGACAGCGGAAGAAUUACCGGAAGAUGAACCAGCUAAAGAAACUGCGGAGAUCGCGGAUAGUAAUCGUCUUUCUAUUGACAGGAAACUGAGAUUAAGCACUGAACGUUCAAAAAGUGAAGAGACCAAUACUUGGACACCGGAUAGAGAAGAUCCAGAUUCCAGUUCGUGUUCUAUUGCUAGGCCAUUAGGAAUCGGUCAGAUACAACCCAUAAUAGAUCGUCGGGAGAUUGCUAUGAUCGAAGGCGCUCGUAACAGUGGUUCUCUGGAUGAUGAUAACAGUAAUGGUUCGCAACCUCCCCCGAAGCAGGAGAUGAGCGUUACAUGGAAGUCGUUUCCACAAGAAAGCUCCGGUAGCUCCAGUCUUGAAGAGGGCUGGGCACCUCAAGAUGAAAACAAUGCACAACAAUCACAGUCCGAGGAUAGCAAUGGUCAAAAUGAGGACAGUUAUCAAGAGGAUUUAGCGGACUUUCCUGGCACCUUUAUUAUUGGUCCCGAAAUAUUGGCUAAUUACGGUGCAUUUUCGCUUUCACGUACGUUGUCAAGAAUAUCCGAACGAUCGACCACAUCGGAACAGGAUAGAAGCGACUUGGAAGAUUCCUUCAAACCUAGUUCGAGAUCGCCGAGCCUUGACGACGAAUCUUUGAUGUCGAGUGAUCAUCAGCCAUCUCUAUCAUCAGAUCCUCCAUCUGGCACGGCCUUACCAUCCGUUUCCGAUGAUCGCAGAACAUCUUCCGAGUUACCAGAUAUUCCUAUCGACGUGGUUGGUGCGCAUGAAGACGAUUCAAAAUCGCCACGAACAAAUAGGAGAUCACGAUUGCAAUUGCAAAGUUCCGAGGACUGGCCGUCGCCACCUAGUUCACCUGUAUUUGAAACACCAGUAGUGAGCCACGUGGAAACGUUUUAUAUGGAAAUUAAACCAGAGGAAGCUGUAAAGGUGACAGUGACGGAUAGCACGGAGACGCCUGUCCAAGCGGAACAAAACAGCGAUUCCAGUGACGAGAACAGAACAUUGCACGAUGAUUUGCAUUCAACUCUUUUGGAAGAUGGACAAAGUUCGACGUCCGCGACAACAGCCGACGGUACGGUCAAAAUCGCGGUAAAACCGAAAUCGAAUUCGUACAUAACCGGCUCGUCGCACAGCGAGGACACGUCAAUGGGUUUGUCUAUGUCCGAAUGGUCUAGCUCGAAUAACACCGUGCGCCAAUUUUGCCAGUAUUCCGGUACGAAAUCUGAUGAUAACUCGCUGGCCGAACUCGGUGCUUCGAUUUCAGAUUGGUCGGGUAGCACGACAGUAAUACCGCAACAAUACUAUGCCGCAGCGGACAAAAGUCAAAGCGAUACCACCACGUCUGAGAGAAGUGCGACUAGCAUGAGACCGAAUUCGAAGUGCCAGUCGGCUGAUACUUCCUCUCUCCCAUCUCCGCCAUCCCCGUCUUCGUUGCCGCUACCCGUGUCACCACCAUUGCCUUCUCCACCCGCGACGACUUCCUCCUCGUUUCAUCAGCAUGAGGAGAAAGCCGUCAAUUUUACGAUCGAACAGCACGAGAUUUUACAACCCGAGGUGAUUGUCGAGGACGACAACGAUCAAUCUCGAAAUCGUGGUGAUGAGUUCGACGAAGCAAGACGUUUUAUCGAAAAUCAGUUCGACGAACACCAUCGCUCACAUCGAUUUGACGAUGAGCAGCAGAAUAUUUAUCCUCAAGAAUUUACCGAUAUUUCGCCACCUCGCAUCACUCUUCAAAACGAAUUCGAUGAGACCAUUGAUGACGACUUUCAAAUUGUUCCGGACGAAGAUACAAUUUGUGUUGACGACACGGCAUUGCCUAUCCCCGAGGAAGAUGAGGAGGAUCAAUUGUAUGAUAACGUGCCCGCCAUGAGGUAUUCCAGUAGUGACAAAGUGCGAAUGGAAGUCGGUCGCGGAGACAGUUCAGAAGACAUGCAUGAAAAAUAUGCCGAUCUCACUUUACAAUCAUCAAGAAUGGGAGACGACGAUUGGUCGUCCGAAGAACGAAGAGACGUCCCGGAGCGCGAGAAAUCGUCGACAAAAUCGACGGGCAAAUUUGAUCGCGGCUUCUCCGAACCAAGUCCGCACGAAGCAGGCAGGUAUCAGGGCACGCGAUCCACCGAACGACCUGUAGUGGUACCGAUUCGAGCAAAGUCGACCCCGUAUUACUCUACGACGAGUUUGAGUGGCGAGUCGACCACGUCUAGCCCACCUAUGCCGAUUAGAACGCAGAUUAGAACGAAGACAAUGCCUUACUCGUCGAAUCGCAGUCCGCAGAGCGAAGGUGACACUUCCUCUAGUAUGGACAGCCCGGCGCACACUCCCGAUCGAGGUCAGCGGGCCUUUCGCCGAAAACGACAGCAGAACGCUAAAAGACGACACCGCGUAGUGGUCGAUCUCGAAGUUAAGGAUGGUCAUAUAGUCUCCAGCACCGAUUCUAGUUUCGAUGUGACGACCAUACCACCACCGUUAUUAACAGAGGGUCAGAGUCUGGAUGUUGAUGAUGACGAAGACGACGAAAUGUCCGAGACAAAAGAUGGAACGGAACAUCGUCGUCAGCAACAACGUUGAAAUAACGUCGAUAAUCAAUCAAUCAACUGAAACAGAAAAAUGUGAAAAAGAAAGUUGAGCGUGAUUGACUACGCUCGAUCGAACUAGUCGAUUUAGAAAAAUUUUCCCAGGCAUGUGGAAUUGAACGCACUUUAGAAUUAACAAACUUCCCGGCCCGGUUGGCAUUCUCGACUUAGAUUAUCUGUUAUGCAAACGAAGAUCACGGGAUCAUGAGAUUUCGCGAACUGGCGACAUCAAUCAACGACCUGACCUGAUUUUUGCGAUUCUACAAUCUUGAUUCAAACGACGAUUUGCUCAGCAGUAUCGCGCUGGGAAGCGGUCGAGAAUCGAGAGUUAUACGGGUAUGAACGACGACAAGGGCAUCAAUGAACAAUGAAAGCAAGACGGACACGUCUGUCAUUACGGGCUGAAAAGCCCGAAGCUGAAUGAUCAAAAGCUGCAUGAAGCUGAAUGUAGCAUAAUUGUUAAGAAUAACGGAAUAACGGUUAAAGAUAAAUACGGAUACGGUUUGUUACGCGUUUUUAGAGAUUUGGUUUACUUUGAUAUUAUCACGUCACGAUAGAAUCCUUCGGAAUCUUAUCCUACUCCCGUAGAGGCAAGUAUCUUAGCGAGUAAUAUUCGUGCAUAACACAUAACACGGAAAGCGAAGAAUAUUAUCUAUCGCGAUCAGCGUGCACGCGUGCGACUCGUUGAAGAAACGAUAACCGUUACGCGCGACACGUUAUAUUCUAGUAAUAAUAGCAAUGUAUGACGUAAGCUAUAGGAAUCGAAAGAGCGACAUAGGACUUUCGAGGAUAAUCGUAAUUUAAAGAAGACGAACCGCGUCGCUAUAGAUCAUUUCUAUCGGCCCAGACUCUCGUUUCCCUUCUCACACGAAAUAUUCCCAAUAUUACUGGAGAAAAUCGUGCAGAUUGAACGAAUAACGUACAUUCUUUUCUUUUUACCUUAAAAAAAAAAAAAAAAAAAAAAAAAUUAAAUGUAACUUUGUUACAUUAUUACACUUAAUCCUCCUACAGCAGGUAAUCGUGCAAUUGUUAUCGCGCGUUAUCAACGUAACAACAUUAAAAGGUUAAAUAACGCUAAAUCAGCGUUAUGAACGUGCGACGUUCUAUUCGGUCACGCGACCUUGAAUUCGAGACAAUCAGUCGCGAGAAGCGAGAAGUUACUUGAGAUAGUUACUCGAGACGGAAAUCCCUAAAGGAAAACGAGGUAAAUAAAUAAAAUGAAAUUACGUAAGAUCGUCGAGACAAUUGUUUCUAGUUCAUAUUUGAAUUUCGAAAGCAGUCACAGCAAUGCAAUCCCAUGAUUUCGCCGCGGUUUGCUUCGCACGCGCGAGUUACAAGGAGGAAGAAAAGUUGCUCAACGUAGAUACGUAAACAUGGAAAUACGUAUAAUACCGUAUUUCUUUGCAUCGAAAGUCACAUCUAGUGGCGUCGGUGGGUGCAUACUCUCCGCCUCUUUUUUUAUGGAAUUAUCCUCGAUGAGAGAACGAUUUGUUUCCCGUUGGUUACGGUCCAACCGCUAACCAACCGCUCUGUUUUGAGUGGGAACUUAAUCCUAAUCCUCGUCUAAUCACUAAUUCGUGGAACUUAUUCACCUAGCGACAGAUAUAUUCUCAAGAUCAAGGAAAUUUGAGCUUUAAGCACGGACAACUUGUUAUUUAUCACCAAUAUUUAUUUGAGAGUAAAAACGUAACGUUUAAACUAUUUUUGAAAGGAAUUGAUCUUUUCUUUUUUCUUAGCGAAUUUUCUAUUUAAGAUCGAUAUAUGUGCAUGUGUGAUUUAUUACUCGCGACUAAUAUAAAUUUAUUUUCUUAGAUUGAUAGU